Molecule: messenger RNA, 789 nt
Organism: Penicillium oxalicum
Lineage: Eukaryota; Fungi; Ascomycota; Eurotiomycetes; Eurotiales; Aspergillaceae
Exons: 1
Coding region: 1-789 (262 amino acids)
Source: RefSeq, a predicted model, not a curated record
AUGCCCCCCAAGCAAGUCCGCGCGAGAGAGAUGGCCUCCCAGGCAAUUCCUCCUGUUCCCAUUGGGCCUCAUCAGACCACUUCAAAUGCCCUCCACCGUAUCAAGUUCUUGGGAGAACUUCACCGAUGGCCCAAUUUUUUCCGCGGCAUCGAAAGCUAUAUUCAAAGCACAAGGUGGAGCACCAAAGCCAUCAAAUACACGCAUACUUCUGGCAACCCUGAGGCCGAAUCACACCUUAUUGUGGACGAGGCAGGGCUCCAAGGUCUUUUCAAUCACUCAAUUGGAUAUCUUGUGGGGAAAAUCCUGGAGGUACAGUCAAUUGACCUCCAAUUCGCCGACUUCAGGUGCCUUGGAAGCCAAUACGCCAAGACGCCGGAUUCAAUUCUUAUGACCACGAAUACUGCGACACCCGAGCUCAAGAUGCUUGGGGAGUUGAAGGUUUGGUGGAUUGAAGAGCAUGACCUGGUAGAGGCCUAUGGCAACGAAUCUGCGCUCCGCAGAUUGCUCGCGCAGCCAAUCCAGUAUAUGAAGGAUUUGAACUGCAUGUAUGGCUUCAUGAGCAAUUACCAGCAAACAAUUUUUCUUCGGCAACAGUUUAUCUGCGGGAAAUGGGUAGUCGAUUACUCUCCGGUCAUUCUCGCAUCUACCUCCUACAUCAAGACUGACCUUGGAGAUUUUCUGGCAACACCAAUCGUUUCGUUGAGGCAAUGCUUUCUCGCCAUUGCGCAUCAAGCACAGACCCAAGGACCUGUUUCAAAUCUCACACCAAAUUGGCAGUGGGUUAUGUAA